AUGUCUUCAUCCAACACGGAUCACCAUCCCGAAGAGAUUGAGAUUAUUCAGCAUCAUCCCAUUAUUCCUCAACAAAACCAACAACCACCAUACCAUCAUGAUCCAAUUCAUCAUCAUCAUCAUGAACUAUCAUCGGAACAUGAACAUUCAAUGAACCACGAAGAUGAAGAAGAUGAGUCUCAUCGUUAUUAUGGUGGAGGAAUGAUGAUGGGAAUUCGCUUGAAUAACCGAUCCUCAGAACUUGAAAAGAAACCCUUUUUAAUGAUGAAUAUCGAAUCUUCCAUGCCCUCCGAUCAGACCAUCAUAUCGCCGUUGGCUACAAUUGCUCCCAAGGUUACACAAUUAUCUGCUGAUUCUCAAAAUUUCUUUGAUAAAUUGGAAGAUAAGAGAGUGAGCAUGUCUCCACUCGAUUCACUCUAUGACUCAAAAUUUGGAUUUAUUAUCUUGAAUGGUGCAAAAUAUUGCAUGAGAAUAUUUGGUCUCUUUAUGGUGAUGGUUGCGGUAGUGCUCUUGUCUUUAAACUUUUAUUUUUACUUUACAGUGACGUUGCCAAUGAUGAACACGAAAAUGUGGACUUAUACUUUUCAUUUACUUCUUGGAUUGUACUUUGUAUUGUCAAUUUCAUUUAAUUACAUUCAAUGCGUUCGAGUGAGUCCAGGUGUGACUCCAAAAGAUUGGGUCGAUUCUCUCGAUAAUGUGGAAGCCUUUAGAAAUGAUACAAAAUCAGUGCCAGGAAAAAAUUGGAGCAAGUGGUGUGGACGAUGUCAGCAACCAAAACCCAUUCGAGCACAUCAUUGUCAUAUUUGUGAUGUUUGUGUUUUGAGAAUGGAUCAUCAUUGUCCAUGGUUAAAUAAUUGCGUUGGCCUUCAAAAUCACAAAUACUUUGUUGGUUUUAUUGGAUUCUUGGCUUUUGCUGCAUUGUAUAAUUUUGGCAUGAUUUCACUUGGAGUGUUUGGUUUCUAUACACCUGAUCCCAUCUUGUACGCCACAUGGAGCGGAUGGUUGACAUUUGUGAUGGUUCUUUCAGGUUCUCUUGGUCUCACAAUGACCACUUUCACAGGAUGGCACGUGUAUCUGGUGCUGACCAAUCAAACCACCAUUGAAUUCCAAUUUAACAAGAUGAAGUCUGUGAGAAGUAAGGUUUCAGGAUCUGAAAAUCCUUACAAUAUUGGAAUUAAGAACAACAUUCAACAGGUGUAUGGAUUAGCUGCCCCUGAGGAUUCCAUUUUCAGCUGGAUCAAACUGUUGUUGUUGCCCAAUCUUCAAAAGUCUCCUGUGGAUGGAGUCAAUUAUCCUACUAACCAGCCAAAAGGAGGCGAAAAUGUUUAG
Molecule: messenger RNA, 1329 nt
Organism: Naegleria fowleri
Lineage: Eukaryota; Heterolobosea; Eutetramitea; Acrasida; Naegleriidae
Exons: 2
Coding region: 1-1329 (442 amino acids)
Molecular function (GO): palmitoyltransferase activity
Source: RefSeq, a predicted model, not a curated record